AUGAGCUCCAGCGAGUCUCGCCAAAGGUCUGUGGCUAUCAUCGGAAGUGGGCCCGCAGGAUUAUGUGCUGCAUACCUACUCGGUCGCUCUGGAUACGAGGUGACUGUAUUCGAGAAGAGUUCCUAUCUCACCUUGGCUGGUCACUCUUAUAGAGUGACAAAAGAUAAACCAGGCAUACCUCAACAUGUGUCCACCUGGAAAUCCACCGACGCAGCUGCUAAUAGUCACUCGUCCAUGACAAUUGAUAUACCCUUGCGAGUGUUCUCCGGAAGAUACUAUACCAACUGGUGGCGGUUAUUGAACCAUCUGGGUGUCGAAACACAAGUACAUUUAUUCCAUUAUAUGUUUACAAUUUCCGGCAUUCACUACGCUCGAUUCUACUCUAACUUUCAUCGAGUCUUACCAUGUCUUGCUAAUGGCCUGUGGAUGAACCUUUAUCUAUUGUUCUGGUAUGCUUGGUUUACCGCCGCCUGCUUUAUGGUGCGGCCGCGCACCAACGUUGGAAGAAGUGGCCUAGUCGAGACAUUUGACCAGUAUAUUCAACGCAUCCUACUGCCCAAAAGGUUUAUGGACUGGUUUAUUCUCCCGCUAUUUUCCGCCGUAGCGACCUGCAGCCAUGAUGACCUUCGUCGAAUUCCAGCCGCAUAUAUCGUGAACUAUCGCAAGGGGACCUGCGGAUUUCACCAUCGAACGGUACGUUCCAUGGAAGAGGUAGAAAGACGUCUGUCGGAAGGAGUCGCAGUCAAGCUAGGCCAUACAGUCUGCUCGGUCGAGUCCAAGGAUAACGGGUGUGUGCAAGUUGAAUACUGCCCUCCUGGUCACUCGAGAGACAAUGCGACGCGCACGAAUUUCGGCCAUGUUAUUCUGGCAAUCAGUGCAGCAGAAGCCACCAGGAUCCACCGUGCAAGUGCCAAAGUCACUGCACAACUGGCGACCCGGAAAGUUUCUGUCAAAGUCCAUCGGCCGGCAGAGGGUGGGGUUAUAUAUAAAAAAUCCUGGGAUAAAGGAAGUAGCGAGGGAUUUUUGCUCCACACCGAAGAGAUAGGUGUCGACGAACUUCUUUCCCAUUCCACCCAUUUCCAUCCAUCUGGAAUGGUUGUCACAGUCUCUCCGGUGGCUGGGGAUGAUACAAAGCACGGAAAAGUUGUUCCCUUGUCAGUUGACCACGAGGUAAUCUUGAUGAGGCCGUUGGUUACCGCUGAGUCUCAUGCUCUCCUUCACAAAGUGUUUGCGGGCCGGACUGACAAAGGCCCAAAAACCUGGAAGAACGGGGAUGGUAAUGUUUACUUGGCUUCCGGAUAUUGUUCUACUGGCCUCCCUCUUCUGGAAAGCUGUGUUCGGAGUGCUUUGGAAGCUGCUGUGAAAAUUGGUGCAGACGUACCAUUUGAAAUCAGCCGCCCUACACCCUUUUAA
Aspergillus tanneri is the source of this 1413-nucleotide messenger RNA. RefSeq lists its product as uncharacterized. NCBI's taxonomy places the organism in Eukaryota, Fungi, Ascomycota, Eurotiomycetes, Eurotiales, Aspergillaceae. Gene Ontology annotation, molecular function: oxidoreductase activity. The record is from RefSeq and is a predicted model, not a curated record. The transcript is spliced from 2 exons. The coding region runs from base 1 to 1413 and encodes 470 amino acids.